AUGCCUAUCCUCAUGAUGGAUAUGCUAAAGCAGGAUUCCAUCCUGCCUGGCAUAAGCAACCAAACAGGUCUCAUCGGCCUCACAAUCAUUUCUCUCGUCUUUGGACUGUGGCACCUCAGCACAGCAACCGACAUCCCACACAUAAAAGGCAUCUUCGAAAUCCCCUCCUCUCUCCCCAUAACCGGGCAUCUCCUCGCCCUGGGCCCCGACCACGCAAGCGUCUGCGAGAAAUGGUGGCGCCAAUACAACCGCUCCAUCUUCCAAAUCAAACUCGGCAACACUCGAGCAGUAGUAGUCAACUCCUUCGAAGACUGCAAACGCAUGCUGAUCGGGAACCAAUCUGCCGUCAUCGAUCGUCCUACACUCUAUACUUUCCAUGGCAUCAUUAGCAGUACGCAAGGAUUUACAAUUGGAAGUUCUCCGUGGGACGAGAGUUGCAAGAACAAGAGGAAGGCGUCUGGACAAGCGCUAGGCAGGGCCAAGAUUAGAGACUAUUUCGAUAUGUUUGAUCUAGAAUCAUACUGCAUCGCCCGAGAUCUUGCCUUGGAUUCUUGCAAUGGACAGAAGGAGAUCAUGAUCCGACCAUACAUCCAACGCUACGCUCUCAAUACUACCCUCACGUUAUGCUACGGGAUCCGAAUGGACUCCGUCUACGAUUCUAUGCUUAGAGAGAUUCUGGAAGUUGGUUCAGCUAUCAGUCUCCUACGUUCCGCGUCCGAGAAUUUUCAGGAUUAUAUCCCGAUUAUGAGAUAUUUUCCGAAUAACGAGAAGAAUCGUCGCAGCAAAGAACUACGGGACCGUCGGGAUGCUUACUUGAAUUCUCUCCUGAAUCAAGUUAGGGAAAUGAUUCGGAAGGAAACAGAUAAGCCCUGUAUCUCCGCCGCCAUUCUCAAAGACCAAGAAACCAAACUCUCAGGAGUAGAAGUCUCAUCCAUCUGCCUGUCCCUAGUAUCUGGCGGUUUCGAGACCAUCCCCGGGACUCUCACGUCUUGCAUUGGGUCGUUGGCUACGCCAGAAGGCCAAGUGUGGCAAGAAAAAGCUUACGAGGAUAUCAAGAGAAUGUACCCCGAUGUACGAGAUGCCUGGAGAAACAGCUUCCAAGGCGAAGAAGUGCCGUACGUAAACGCCAUCAUCAAGGAAGCGGCCAGAUACUACACCGUAUCUGCGAUGAGCUUGCCGCGGAAGACAGUCACGGAUGUGCAUUGGGACGGAGCAGUUAUUCCCGCUAAGACGAUGAUCUUGAUUAAUGCCCAAGCUGCGAAUCACGACGUAGAUCAUUUCGGUCCCUCAGCCUCAACCUUCAACCCAGAACGCUGGCUCGACUCAGACGGUACUCUCUCGCCAGCCACCGAGAAAAUCCCCACAGGCCUCCAACACUUCUCCUUCGGUGCCGGCUCGCGCGCCUGUUCGGGCCAGAUCAUAGCAACUCGCCUACUCUAUACGGCGCUUAUCAGACUGUUGACGAGCUAUAGGAUCGUAGCGAGUGAAGAGAUGCCGCCGAAUACGGAUUAUGUGGAUUAUAACCAGUUUAAGAGCGCGCUGGUGGCUAUUCCGGUGGAUUUUAAGGUCAGGUUGGUUCCUAGAGAGGGAGUCGAGGGGUUGGGCGAGAAAGGAACGGUAGAGGGGAUGUUGGGGGAGUGUUUAGAGGAUGCGAGGGGGAGGACGGAGGGGUAUUAUAGGGUUGAUGAGGGGGUUAAGGUUUAG
Molecule: messenger RNA, 1704 nt
Organism: Mollisia scopiformis
Lineage: Eukaryota; Fungi; Ascomycota; Leotiomycetes; Helotiales; Mollisiaceae
Product: phenylacetate 2-hydroxylase
Exons: 3
Coding region: 1-1704 (567 amino acids)
Molecular function (GO): iron ion binding; monooxygenase activity; oxidoreductase activity, acting on paired donors, with incorporation or reduction of molecular oxygen
Source: RefSeq, a predicted model, not a curated record